GAUCACGUGGUUUUGUUUUUGAUUGGAGCAGCGUUUUGUAGCAACAGCAGGGGACUCCUUGUUUUGCCUCUCAUCAAAUAAAGUCGAAAUAUGGCCGCUUCUGGCUUUAGCGGCGUUUUGAAACUGGCCGAUUUGGACGACUUCAUCACCCCAUCUCAGGAAUGCAUCAAGCCUGUCAAAAUUGAUCGUAAAGUAAAAGCAGGAGCCGAAGGCAGGUCGACAAUUCAAAUUGGAAAGGAUGGCAAAUACAUGCAAAUCAAUGCUGAUGGCCGAGCAAGUAAACUACAAAAGGUUGAAAUUACGCUGACUGAUUGUCUGGCAUGCAGCGGUUGUGUGACAACGGCGGAAAGCGUUCUCGUAUCUCAGCAAAGUGGGCCCGAAGUUCUUCGAAUCCUGACGGAAAAUAUGGAACUGCCAGUAAUAAGACGGCGGCAAAUUUUGGUUUCCCUCUCAAAUACUGCUGUGCUGUCUGUUGCAGCCAAAUAUAAAGUUGGUGCUCUUGAAGCAGCCAAAAGAAUAGCAGGUUUCUUCAAGUCUCUGGGUGUAAACCUUGUCUGUGAUUUGUCUGUUGCUGAAGACUUGGUGCUGCUGGAGUGCCAAAAGGAGUUUAUCGAAAAGAAACAGGCCGGAAAAGUGCCUGUCUUAGUUUCUGCGUGCCCCGGCUGGGUUUGCUAUGUCGAGAAGACACAUGGCUCGUGGUUGCUACCCUACCUGAGCACUGUCAAAUCCCCUCAGCAAUUGGCAGGGGCUUUGCUCAAAAAGACUGACAAGGCUAUGUACCACAUCACACUGAUGUCAUGUUACGACCGAAAACUGGAGGCUUCUAGGCCAGAUUUUGCCAACGAGGAGGGAAAAGACGUUGAUUGUGUCCUUACAGCUGUUGAACUUCAGCAAAUGUUUGAUAAUGACAAUAAGACGCUGCUCGACUUUGACCCUGAGGAGUUGGACCCCAUUCCGUAUUCAAGCUCCUACCAAAUAGUUGAUCACCUGUCAACUCCCAAAGGUUCAGGCUCUGGUGGCUUUACUGAAAAUGUUUUCAUUCAUGCAAGUCAACGAUUGUUUGGGGUUACCCCAGAAAAUCUCAACUAUAUUCCGGGGAGAAACCCCGAUCUGCAAGAAUUAAACCUGGAAAAAGAUGGAGAAGUUGUUCUGAGGUUUGCCGUUGCAAAUGGUUUUCGAAAUAUUCAAAAUUUGGUGCAGAAAAUCAAAAGAAAGAAAUGCCCUUACGAUUACGUUGAAGUUAUGGCAUGUCCUGGAGGUUGCCUGAACGGUGGUGCACAAUGUCGACCAGACCAGGCGUCCCAAUCUCGAGAACUUCUGGCUCAUCUGGAGCAUCAAUACAAAGAAGAGUUACCAAAGAGGCCCAGUGCUGAUUCUAACCUGGACAUCGUAGCUCUUGCCGAAAGUGUGAGUACUUUUAUGCACACGGAAUUCCAUGCAGUCGAAAUGGCACCGAAUGCAUUGAACAUAAAGUGGUAAAAAAGAUUUUGAAUUUUUUCUCGGCCAGGAAAUAAAAAUUCACUUGUUGAUUUA
Messenger RNA from Neocloeon triangulifer, 1533 nucleotides. RefSeq names its product cytosolic iron-sulfur assembly component 3. The coding region runs from base 91 to 1479 and encodes 462 amino acids. Gene Ontology annotation, biological process: iron-sulfur cluster assembly. NCBI's taxonomy places the organism in Eukaryota, Metazoa, Arthropoda, Insecta, Ephemeroptera, Baetidae. Gene Ontology annotation, cellular component: cytosolic [4Fe-4S] assembly targeting complex. The transcript is spliced from 8 exons. The record is from RefSeq and is a predicted model, not a curated record. Gene Ontology annotation, molecular function: 4 iron, 4 sulfur cluster binding.